CCCAAAUACUACCCUCCAAAGCGCAGAUUCAAAAGAAAAACCCAGAAAUGAUUACUACCGAAGAGCCGAUCAUGUCUAGACUCCAUCGUCUAGACAAAAUUUUGAAUCACUUGGAAGAAAGAAGAGGCAGUAGAACCAGGUCACCAAGGAGCUCGUAUGCGUCCACUACUACCUCAAGUGGGACCCUCACUAGUGGUGGGGACGGCCGGGUAUCGUCCACCGCGGAUUUAUCUCCGGAGAGCAUAGAGGAUCACUGCCUUCCGGUCGACGUCGUGGUGGUGGAGGCUGAGAUGAAGGGUACCCUCCUUGAGAGGCUGGUUCUCCUGGAGAAUCGAGUGCUUAAGCUGUGCGUGCAGUUUGAAGAAGAACUGGAGAGCGAGAAGGCGUUACCAGCUGCCCAGGUGAAGAAAAAGAAGAAGGGUCUAAAGCAGUUGGUUAAAUCAUGCGCGAAAGGAAGCAAGACUAAGGAAAUAUGAAACAAGGCAUGGAAAAUAGAUAAGCUAUGUAUAUACGGUUUUAGUUAUGGUUUUGGGUAUGUAGGAAUUUUAUGGCGCGCGCUACUUUUUCGAUCAAUUUACUUACGGAGUUUUUUUAGUUUGUACAUAUAUAAAAAGUGAACCAAGGUGUAUUAUACGGUUAACUAUA
Messenger RNA from Rhododendron vialii, 645 nucleotides. RefSeq lists its product as uncharacterized. The transcript is spliced from 3 exons. NCBI's taxonomy places the organism in Eukaryota, Viridiplantae, Streptophyta, Magnoliopsida, Ericales, Ericaceae. Bases 48 to 476 code for a protein of 142 amino acids. The record is from RefSeq and is a predicted model, not a curated record.